Messenger RNA from Zingiber officinale, 1670 nucleotides. RefSeq names its product ethylene-responsive transcription factor ABR1-like. Lineage: Eukaryota; Viridiplantae; Streptophyta; Magnoliopsida; Zingiberales; Zingiberaceae. The coding region runs from base 62 to 1090 and encodes 342 amino acids. Gene Ontology annotation, molecular function: DNA binding; DNA-binding transcription factor activity. The record is from RefSeq and is a predicted model, not a curated record. The transcript is spliced from 2 exons. Gene Ontology annotation, biological process: regulation of DNA-templated transcription; ethylene-activated signaling pathway.
AGAUCUUCCAUCGUCGGGAGGAGGAGGAGGAGGAGGAGAAGGAGGAGCUUGAUUGUAUUCCAUGCAUGCGCAUCAAAGCGGCGAAGCCACACCGCCGCCGGAGGCGGAUGAAAUGGAGGCGGCGAUGAUGGGCUACCACCCAUCGGCAAUGGCGCCCGGGGACGUGCUGCUUUCGGCCUACCGCCGAGGUUGGGAGCUUUCGACGAUGGUGUCGGCGCUGACGAACGUCGUGUCCGGGGAUGUGCGGGUCGCGAGGCGGCAACCGGCGUCGGCGGGCGUCGUCGUGGACGCGUUGUCGGUGGUCUCCUCUCCGUCGUCGUCGUCGUCGUCGUCUCACUUAACGUCGGUGUACUCGCCGCCGCCUUUCAGCAGAACGGCGACGGCGCCGCCUGAUUUUGCAUUGAGGUACUACUAUCAGGGUUUGGCUGGUGAUCAGCAGGGAAGCUACCAGGGAGAGGCACUUGCUGAUGUUUCAGAGCAGCAGUAUCCACAAGACGGCUUGCGACCGAUACUGAUACCGCCGCCGGCUCCGGUGGCCAUGAACCUAGGAGAGGCCUCCCCUGCUUCGUCAGAAGGCGAAAGGGUGGCCCCGCCACGCAAGUACCGCGGCGUGCGACAACGGCCGUGGGGGAAAUGGGCGGCGGAGAUCCGCGACCCCGUCAAGGCGGCCCGCGUGUGGCUCGGCACAUUCGAGACUGCGGAGGAAGCUGCGCGCGCCUACGACGAGGCCGCACUCCGUUUCCGUGGCAGCAGAGCCAAGCUAAACUUCCCCGAGAACGUCAGCCAGCUCCCGACGACGGCGCCAGGCCCGAACGCCCCGGCGAAUGACGCGGCCGCCGCUAGGGACUACCUGACCUACUCCCGGCUGUUGGAGGGGUCGUCGUCGGAUUUUCUUCUGGAUCAAGUCUUGCUGGCGAACUAUGGCUCGGUGGCUAGAGAGAGCGGCGGCACGGCACGCUCGCACUCGUUACCGGUGUCCUCUGUUUCGUAUUCCUCUUACUCUCCGUUCUACCCUUCGAUGACAGAGCUGCCGGAUAGUUCUUGGAUGGGUUCCAGCCAGUUUCCUCCUCCAUCGUCUUCUUCCGGAUAGAAAUAGAACGGUCCUGUUCUUGCUCAUCACUUGCUUUCUCCUCUGCUUGGAUCCCACCUUUCCUAUUCUUGAAAUGGAACAGAGCUCACGUUCUGUCUCCCCCUCCCCUCCCUCAUUUUCGUCCUUGUUAUUGCCCGAUAUUGCUUUAUCACGCCUCAAAUCGGCGCACUGAAGAUCUGCACUUACGGCCUUUGAAGCUUCGCCAUGUUCUUCCAUUGGCAGAAGCUCGGAGGAGCAAAUGGUAGAGAAGAGCUGUCUCCAAUCCCCGAGUAACCUAUUGCUUCUGUUGUGCAUAUGGAUGGAUCUUGCCCUGCAGAAAUCUGUCUGCUUCAACAGAUAAAUCGAAGAAACUAAUUGAAAGUGAGCAAACCAUAAAUUCUUAAAUCUUCGUUUUCUUUGUUAGGAAACGAGGGAAAAAAGUUAGACAUAAUUUUAUGCGUUCAUGAAAUUUAAGCAUUUAUUCUUUAAAGAAAGUUUUAUUGCCAUUCUUCCUUUCUAUUUCUUUUUCAUCUUUUUUAUAUGUCCAUAUUUCGAUGUAAGACAAAUAAGGCCACUUAAUUUAAUAGAUAUGCUAAAAGAA